ACCUGAGAACCCGACACGAGGGGAGGGAUUUAAAACCUUUCAAGAGCUAGCUCUCUUGCGCACACACAUACACUCUUUGGUGCGCACACACUAUUGCGCACACACACAGGCUAACAGUCUCUCAGCCCUGCUGGCAUUACACACACACACACACACACACACACACACACUCAUACACUUAUACACUGCACAGACCCUGGAAAGGAGCUGAGGGUUGUUGUGGAGGAGCUGCAGCUCUGCUGGACAUACUACACUGUGCACUGAGGGUUCUCUGGGAGUGACGCAAAAACAGAAGGAUUUUAUCUGCCUGUUUUUUUUAUUUGAGUUUGGACUUUGAGUUCUGGAUUGGGAAACUUCACUUUAAGAGGUCUGAGAUGGGAGGAUGGCUGUUGAGUGUAUCUGUUGUAUUUAUAUCUCUGUUCGUCUUUGGCUGUGAUGCUGAGAGCAGAAACCGCUGUUCGGCUAGCAGAGCAGUUAACUGCUCUGUGUGCCUGCAGGCAGGGCCGAACUGUGCCUACUGUCCUGAUGAGGUGUUUCCUUAUGAACGCUGUGAUCUGCUGAAGAACCUGCAGUCUCAUGGCUGCCUGCAGAUGGUCUCUGUACAGGGGUCCAUGUCCACACUGGAGAAUGUACAAAUCGAUACAAAUCGGAAUUACGCUCAGGUGGCUCCUCAGCAGAUGACAAUGACGCUUUUGCCGGGGGAAGAGAGGGAGCUUGUGAUGGAAGUGUUUGAGCCGGGCCGUGGGCCACUCGACCUCUACAUCCUUAUGGACUUCUCAAACUCCAUGUCCGACGAUCUGGAUAACCUGAAAAAGAUGGGAGACCAGCUGGCCAAACUGGUUGGCACGCUGUCUGAUGACUACACCAUCGGAUUUGGCAAAUUCGUUGAUAAAGUGAUUGAACCACAGACGGACAUGCGACCGUCCAAGCUGGCGCAGCCAUGGCCCAACAGCGACCCUCCUUUCUCCUUUCGGCACGUCAUCCCUCUCACCAACAACAUCAAAACUUUUAGGGAGAUUUUGCAGAGAGAGAGAAUAUCUGGUAACCUGGAUGCUCCAGAAGGCGGCUUUGAUGCCAUCUUGCAAGCAGCCGUGUGCCAGUCUCAGAUAGGAUGGAGGAAUGACACCACUCACCUACUGGUCUUCUCCACUGAGUCAGCUUUCCACUAUGAGGCGGAUGGUGUGAAUGUCUUGGCGGGAGUGUUGGACCGCAAUGAUGAGAAAUGCCACCUGGACACGGGGGGCAGCUACACACAUGCCACCCUACAGGACUACCCCUCUGUGCCCACGCUGGUGCGCACCCUCAUGAAGCACAACAUUAUCCCCGUCUUCGCCGUCACCAACCACUCUCUGUCCUAUUACGAGAGGCUGUUGGAGUACUUCCCCAUUGCUGAGCUGGGAGUGCUGACAGACGACUCUUCCAACAUCCUGCAUAUUAUAGAGAAUGCGUUCAAGAGCAUCCGCUCAAAGAUCAGCAUCCAAACAGAGGACAGACCCAAAGCCAUCAACUCUCAGGUCCUCUCGGCCACAGGAGGAGGAGACCUGAGGAUCCAGCCGGGCGAAAUAGCGAACGUCACUGUGCGUCUGAGUGCUAGGACCGAAUACAACGAUAAGCAUGUGUGCAGCCUGAGUCCCAAUGAUCGAUCAGGGCUCCUGAGGGUCAAACCCACCACCUUUAGCUCCGCCCUUCGGAUCCAGACUAAUGUGCUUUGUGCAACAUGCGAGUGUGAGAAGAACCCAAUAGAGAGGGCACCCCGGUGCAAUGGAAACGGGGCCCUGGUGUGUGGAGUGUGCCGCUGUUACAAUAAAUGGAUGGGUCCGUUCUGUAAUUGCUCAGCUCAGUUCCAGUCUGAUGCGGAGUGUAUUAGUCCUAAUAAGACAGAGCCGUGCAGUGGGCGGGGAGACUGUGUGUGUGGAACCUGUAUUUGUCACAACCCCAGCCAGUAUGACGGCCCAUUCUGCCAGUACGACAAAUCACAGUGCCAGAGAUACGGUGGCUUCCUCUGUAACGACCGAGGCGGAUGCCUUUUGGGGAAAUGUGUGUGUGAUGAUGAAUGGACAGGGAAUUCCUGCGAGUGUCCGCUCAGUAACAUGACCUGCCGGGACAAUAAAGGGGGUCUGUGUAAUGGUCGGGGUGUGUGUAAGUGUGGACGAUGUGAGUGUGAACAUACUGGAUUGGCUCUGGGUUCAACAUGUGAACCGAACUUCCAGGCUCAGCUGGGCAUGUGUGAGAGCAGGAGGAGCUGUGUUCAGUGCCAGGCUUGGAAGACCGGAGAGCGGAAAGGAGACAAGUGCAGGGACUGUCCAUUUAAAGUGGUGAUGGUGGACGAGCUGAAGGAAAGAGAUAAAGUGAUCGAGACGUGCGAGUACCGUGACGAGGACGACGACUGUACGUACUACUACACCGUGGACUACCCACCAAACCCUACUGAAAAAGAACACGAGGUUCAGGUGCUAAAAAAGAAAGACUGUCCUCCUGGAGGUUUUCUGUGGUUGAUUCCUCUCAUCAUGUUCCUGAUGCUGUUGUUGGGUCUUCUGCUGCUCUGCUGCUGGAAAUACUGUGCCUGCUGCAAGGCCUGUCUGGCUCGACUCUUAGCCCUGUGCUGUCCGUGCUGCGCCAAAGGUCGUAUGGUCGGCUUUAAGGAAGAUCAUUACAUGCUACGUCAGUCUUUACUGACCUCAGACCACCUGGACACACCAAUGGUGCGGACCGGCCCACCUAAGAGCACAGAUGUUGUUCGCUGGAAAGUGAAGGACAAUGUCCACCGGCCGGCCAACCACCCACAGAACCAAAUACAGCCCAAUCCUAAAGAAAUGAUUGACUUCCCGGUCUCACUGCGGCUCAACAGGCAGUUUUCAGACAAUCUCAGUCGUCUGGAUGCUCGGGACACACAGGUGCUCAGGCAGGAGGUGGAGGAUAAUCUCAACGACGUGUUCAGACGGAUCCCUGGAGCUCAGACCGUACAAAAGACCAGAUUCAGGACUCAGAGAAAUGCAGGAAAGAGACAGAACAACACAAUUGUGGACACGGUUCUGCCAGCUCCCCGGGGCAGCUAUAACGACAUUGUGAACCUGACAGAUAAGCAGGUUCAGUCUGGAAACUUUAGCAACCUGCGGGUGAUGCCUGGAUAUUACACCGUUGCUACAGACAGAGACGCAACCGGAGCAGUGGAGCUGCAGGAAGGUGUGGAGUCUGUUGAUGUUAGGGUUCCACUCUUCAUUAAGGAUGAGGAUGAUGCUAAAAAGGAGCUGCUGGUGGAGGCCAUCGACGUCCCUCUCGGAAUCGCCAAGAUCGGAAAACGCUUCGUCAACAUUACUGUCAUCAAAGAAAACGCUAAGAGCAUCUUCACCUUCCUUCAGCCAUCAUACACCUUCUCUCGCCAAGACGCUGUGGCUAACAUCCCAAUCAGCCGUGAGAUUAUUGAAGACGGUCGAACACAGGUCACCUACAGCAGCCGUGACCUCACCGCCAAGGACAAAAAGGACUACGUGUCAGUGGACGGAGACAUGGCAUACGGGCCGGGAGAGACGCAGAAACUGGUUCAAGUGAAGCUGCUGCAGCUCGCCGAGACCGAUUCUCUGCUGGACAAACAGCUCAAACAGUUUGUGCUUGACCUGAGCAACCCCAGGCAGGGGGCCAAACUGGGGCGGAUCCCCCGGACCACCAUCAACAUCGCUGAUAAGCCAGACCCCAGUGCCAUAACGUUUAAGAACAACAAACAGAGCUUCUUUGUGGGCGAUCCAGUCUACAACAUCCCGGUGAUCCGCACCCAGGGCCAGGAGAACCAGUCCACCAUGAACUGGCGUGUCCGCAACUCAUCUCAACUGAACCAGACCGGCCAGCUCAAAUUCGCCCCGGGAGAAGUUGAGAAAAACAUCACGCUGAACCCGCUCUUGGCCCAGGGUCCCAUAAAGCCUGAGACCUUCGAACUGGAGCUGUUUGAUCCCAGUGCCAACAACGCCAUCAGAGACAAGACACAGGUUGACAUCAUCGAUAUGAGAGGAGGAGAUAUUUCAAAAAAGACAGAUAUGUCGUUCCAGCAGAGUGCUCCCAGUGGCCGCCUCCACUGCCCCGCCAACAUCGAGGCCACGCCCAUCGGCCCCAAAAACAUCCGCCUCAACUGGAAGCCCCAGAUGGGUGCCAAAGGCUACAAGGUCAAGUACUGGAUCUAUGGAGACCCUGAAGCUGAAGCUCAGGUGGUAGAUGUGAAGAACACUCAGGCCGAGCUGACCAACCUGUACCCAUACUGCGACUACGAGAUGCGCGUGUGUGCUUAUAACUCGCAGGGAGACGGAGAAUACAGUGACAUAGUGCAGUGCCAGACUCUGGAGGAUGUGCCCAGUGAACCUGGACGCCUGGCCUUCAAUGUCAUUGGCCCGACUGUCACUCAGCUGAGCUGGGCAGAGCCAGCAGAGCCCAAUGGUGUGAUCACAGAGUAUGAGGUUGUCUACACACCAAUCAACGAAAAUAACAAACCCACUGGACCAUCCAAGAAGGUGAAGAUUGACAACCCGAAGAAACGCAUGCUGUUGAUCGAGAACCUGCAGCCAUCGCAGACGUACUUCUACAAAGUGCGCGCCAGCAACAAGGUGGGCUGGGGGCCAUAUAGAGACGCCACCAUCAACCUUGCAUCCCAGCCACACAGGCCCAUGUCCAUUCCUAUAAUCCCUGACAUUCCCAUCGUGGAUGCGGAGGCAGGUGAGGAGUACGACAGCUUCCUGAUGUACAGUAACGAAGUCCUGCGCUCACCCACCACCGGCACCAGGCCCAGCGUAUCGGACAUUUCAGAAGAUCAGAUGAUCAACGGAAAGUGGGAUCAGAAGUUCAUGUUCCCAGGUGGAAGCAGUUCCUUGACGCGCAACAUCAGCACCUCCUCCACCAAUUACAGCGUGUCACCACGCCCAGGAGGUGGCAACCAAUCAAUGGAGACCAUGACGACAUACGUGUCAGGGAAAGGGGGAUCAGCGCAGCACAGACAGGAUAUGCAGUUUAGUGGUGGUCUCCACACAGAGGACGUGAUCCUUAGGAAGCGCUCAGAGAACCGGAACUACUACGACAGCGACGGCAUCCGGGACUCCAUUGUGAUGGGCGACUUGACCAGCGGGUUUUCUGACCUCCUCAGCAACUCUAGCUUCAGCCAGACCACAACUACCAACUACAGCCUGAGCUCCAACUUCCGCAAUCACACCGAAGACAUCAACGAUGCUCUGCAGAACCUGGACAGGGUUCUCCAGGAUUCACGGCUGCCCCGGGGGGUUCCUGAGACCCCGAGCAGGCUGGUGUUCUCUGCUCUGGGCCCCACAGCGCUAAAGGUCAGCUGGCAGGAGCCACACUGUGACACUCCAGUAUUGGGAUAUCGUGUCCUCUACCAGCUCCUCAGUGGAGGUGAGAUGAAGCAAAUGGAUGUUGCAAACCCAGCACAGAACUCUGUGGUGGUGCAGGAUCUGCUGCCCAACCAGUCGUACCUGUUUAAGGUGAAAGCUCAGAGUCAGGAAGGCUGGGGACCUGAGAGAGAGGGUGUAAUCACCAUCGAGUCUACUGUUGACCCCAAAAGCCCCCUCAGCCCUGUGCCAGGCUCAUCGUUCACUCUGAGCACUCCUAGCGCCCCAGGUCCACUCGUCUUCACAGCUCUGAGCCCGGAGACGCUGCAGCUGAGCUGGGAUAAACCACGCAAACCCAACGGAGAAAUCCUGGGAUACGUGGUCACAUGUGAACAACUGCACGGUGGAGGAGAUCUGCGUUCCUUCCAGGUGAGCGGGAACGCGGCCACCUCUCUGACCGUGUCAGACCUGAAGGAGAACGUCCCGUACAAGUUCAAAGUUCAAGCCCAAACCACACAGGGCUUCGGACCUGAGAGAGAAGGCAUUAUCACCAUCGAGUCUCAGGAUGGAGGGUCUAUGGGUCAGUACAGCAGUCAGUCUCUAAUGAGGAGAGAAGUGUUCAACCUGCCAACCCAGACUUCCACGCACACCAGCCAUAACAUGUUCUCUGAGCCCUUCGUCACAGCAGAUGGUAUGAUGAUGUCGAGCCGGCAGGUCACGCAGCACAUGGAGGUGGGUGGCAGUGUGAUGCGGCAGAUGGAGAUGGUACAACGGGGAGUAACGUCCACUGUAACUAAGAGGGUGGAGAAACAGUACUACGAAGCCUGAGCUCAGAAUAAACACACUGUAAACUACAAACAGCGCCACAUCUGACCACAUCUGCAUUUAUCUGACCAUAACUGACCAAAAUUUGACCAAAUCUGGCCACAUCUGCCCAUAUCUCACUGUAUAUGACCACAUCUGAUAAUGUCUAACCACAUUUAUCCACAUCUGACAAUGCCAGACCACAAGAAACUACAUUCAAUCACAUCAUGUCUUCUGAUCCAUAUUGAAUAUCAGUGGCGCUAUAUCAUUACACUCAAUAAAAUGAACAGUAAUGAGCUCUGAGUAACUGAUCUGACACCACUCUGAACACUGAGAACACACACUCUCUCAGUUCCCCUGUGUGUGUGUAUUCUGUAGUUCUGGAGAACACGCAACUGUUCAUCAUCUAAUAUAAACUUGCACAUAGCGCCACCUGAUGGCUGAUUUUGGCUACUAGCCACCAGUUAUAUCAGUGGGUUAAGUGUCUCAUUUUCACACGUCCCAAAUAAAGCGGUUUGUGCUCAGAACUGAUUCUGGGCUGGUUUGGCAGAGGGGAUCAUUAUCACUAGUUUGCUUUUACACACAGGAACUCCUUAUAAACCGUGGAUUGACUGAGCAAAUCUGUGUUAUUUUACUGCUUGUAGGAGCAUAAAAGCUUUGGUCAUUUGUAUUUUUUAUUAUAAAUGAAUUCAGAACUGAACUAGAGUCUGCUUACAACGAAACCCAGACCACCAACAGCUUUCACACUUUACCAAACAAACUGAACUCACAGAUCAAGGGUUUCCAGGUCCAGAAAAAAAUACUAGUUUGAAAACACCUUCAAACAUUCAGGCCUGUAUUUACACUAAAUGUAAAAACAUAAAAUAGAGUAUUGGAAUAUUAGACUCUCUGUGCCAAAACCGUUUGUGCUUUACUGAGUGUGUGUGUGUGUGUGUGAUUACUACAGGAGGGGUGUAUAUAUGUUUUACAGACAGUCUUCUGGAACUCAGCUGUUGCUUGAGUUACUGUUUGAAUGUUGUUAUCUCUAAUAUGUUUCUGCUGUUAUUUUAAUGUACAUAUUUUCAGGGUUUUAUAUUGACAUUGUCUGUAUCCACACUUUUUCAAAGGUUGCCUACACUGAGACACAUAGACACACUGAAUAAGGGGAGCUCCUGCAUUGAUGUUAUCAGAAAUACAAUAAACCCCUUUUAAUAUCACCACAAUACGGUACUAGACUGCACACUACUAUAUAUAACUAUAUAGCAAAUUAUAGCCUAAUUAGACAUAGAACAAUAUAUCUUUGUUCCUACCGAUACCAAUAUUAGUGAAACCCUGAGCAUUCUCUGAUGCUGAUACUGAAACCUAUUAAUAUUUUUCAAUACUAAUUCUAAGAUUUUUUUGUAAAAUCCAAUACUGAUACUAAAAUCUAGUCCAGUACCAAUACUUAAAUCUUAAGGAACAAUCAGUCAUAAAUGCGAGUGUGUGAAAUAGCUACAGGAGUCACAUUUUUACAAACACUGGAUAGAGUUUUCUCCCCCACCCGCUUAUGCAAAGCUCUCGGGGGUUACCAAAGUGACAAGUCUUAUACUGUAGCUGAUCAAUAAAUAUAUACAUUUUAGUGUCCAAAAUGGCUGCCUCUGCUACACUACUGGAGGUGGUAAAUUAGCCAGCUAUGGUUAGCAACCUUACUGAUAAACGGCCUUUUCGCCCUCUUUCAUGGAUGCAGCACACUGCAUGUGUUGUCUAUAUCGGGCAACCCUGGGUGUGGAAAUGGGACUAGGUGAUUGGCAGUGGGCAGAUGAUGUACUGCACAGUUCAACUAAGAACAUACUGAAUUAAGCUCUGCUGACAAGAGCAUACAUUGCUUAAACUUAGCAUGUUUUUAUAAUAUCUGACAUCUUGUCAUGUUAUGUUACUACAGAAAAUAUAAUCUUUAAUGGUCCAUUAAGUAUUAGUAUAUUAAUACCAAUACAGACAUUUUGAGUAUUGUCUAAUACUGAUAUUCUCCUUAAGUCCAUUCCAUUUUACACAUUAUUCUGUGCUGAUGUGUGUGUGUUACUGUGUAAUAAUGUUUAUAUAUAUAGCCACCAUUCAAAGAAAGCUUUCUUUUUUUACACAUCAAAUAUCACAUAUACCGUACUAAGUAAAACAGAACAAGCCUUUUCUGCAUCAACACUAAGAUCAUAUACAUCUGUGUACACUGUUUAUUUUCCAUGGACUGUAAAUAUAAAGAAUAAAUAUGUUACUAAAGUUUAGACUGUUUAGAAACACUAAGGGGUUAAAUAUGGUCGGGCUGUUUUUGGAGACCAUUUUCUACAUUUGUCUUUUGGUGCAUUUCUGUAUUUUUCAUAUAUCUGUUUUUAAAUUUUACAUAAUGUGUGUUUUUUAUAUAAAAUUUUACCUUUUAAAAAGUCAUCAUACACACUUUUACUGAGCUAUCAGCCACAAAACACACCUGUUUAAACAUCAACUCUACAAUUAAAAUAAAAGAGACCUAUCAA
Astyanax mexicanus (Mexican tetra) is the source of this 8605-nucleotide messenger RNA. RefSeq names its product integrin, beta 4 (gene itgb4). Gene Ontology annotation, biological process: cell adhesion mediated by integrin; cell migration; cell communication. Gene Ontology annotation, cellular component: integrin complex; cell surface; membrane. The record is from RefSeq and is a predicted model, not a curated record. The transcript has 42 exons. The coding region runs from base 375 to 6149 and encodes 1924 amino acids. Gene Ontology annotation, molecular function: integrin binding. Lineage: Eukaryota; Metazoa; Chordata; Actinopteri; Characiformes; Acestrorhamphidae.